This is a messenger RNA of Cladocopium goreaui, 1584 nucleotides long. NCBI's taxonomy places the organism in Eukaryota, Dinophyceae, Suessiales, Symbiodiniaceae. The record is from the annotation of a GenBank genome assembly.
GGUGGCCAUGGCACCGAAAAAACGCGCCGUGGCGCUGAUCUUGGAGGGUUCCCGGGGCGAUCAGCAGCCGUACAUUGUGGCAGCCCUGGCAUUGAAAGAGGCGGGCUAUGAUGUGCUGAUUCUGGGCACCAGCGAUGGAGAAGGCAUGGCCAAGCAGAAGGGUCUGCCCUUCAGAAGCGUCGGCCUUUGCGCGAAAGAAGUGAUUCAGCGCCCUGAAAUGGUGGAGGCUGUGACGGAGAACGACUACGCCAAGAUUUCAGCUGCGGUGAAUGCGACGAAGGCUCUGCGAGGUCGAGAAAUCUUGGAGAUCGUGACCAAAGAACUCAGGACAUUUCAGCCUGGUUUGAUCAUCUCUUCUGGCAUGAGCUUGAACCUAUGUAUUGUCUUGGGCAAAGGCCUGCGCAUUCCGGUGAUCUUGAUGGCUCUGCAAGUCGUGGUACCCAGCAAUUACAUACCAGCACUGGGAGUUUUGCCCAGAUUGCCCAGUUUUCUGAACCUGAAUUGGCUGGCCUGGAAGUACGUCCUGGACUUGCUGAGGAAGGAAGGCAUGAAGACAUCCCUGCCACAGCUAGCAGAACUUCUGCAGCUUCCUGAGGAGGAGUUGCAGAUCUCCGUUGACGAAAUUUGCGACCACUGCAGCUGCCGUCCACGCUUCCCGCUCCUCUUUGCUGUGAGUUCGGUGUUCUAUGGUCGCUUUCCACCGGACUUCAACACGUCGCUGUGCCGACCAUUGGGCGCUUUGAGUUUUAGACCAGAUCAACAAGUUGGCAUCGACUUUGGAACAACUUUGGAACUCCAGAAGUUGAAGGACUUUUUGCAGAAGUGCAAGGCUUCGAAUGAACGACCUAUCUACAUGGGUUUCGGGUCCAUGAUCUGCGAGAGCAGCAAAUUCAUGACGCUUCUGUGUUUGCGCGCCUUAAUGACUUGCCGACGCCCAGGUGUGAUUCUCAGCGGCUGGGCAGAGCUUUCAUGGGCGGAUGUCGAAGGAGAAGCCGAUUCUGCCGAGCUCCAAGCAUUUUGCGACAAAGUGAUCUUUUUGACCUCGGCGCCGCACGGCGAAGUCUUCCCGCAGUGCGCGGUGUUGGUCCACCAUGGCGGAGCGGGGACCAUGUACGCAGCAGCGGUAAGCGGAGUCCCCAGCGUGGUGCUGCCGAUUCUGUUGGAUCAGUACAUCCAUGCGGAGCUGGUGAAUCAGAGAGGCAUAGGGAUCGGCUUGAAGUCCAUGCGGUUCGCCAGCGUCCAGCAGCUGUCCACUGCCAUCACGGCGUGCUUGGAACGCCCUGAGAUUCAGCAGAAGGCAGCCAUGCUAAGCCGUCAGCUGGCCAAGGAGGAUGGAGUCAAAGAGGUGGUGAAAGAAGUGAAUCAGUUCUUUGCCGACUUCGUAGAUACAGGUCGUUACUUUGAAGAAAAGGAGAAGUCCAAGGCGGACUCCCAGCGGGGCAUUCUGCACUGCCUCGCCCGAUGUCUCUGUAACUGGGGCUGUUGUUCCCUGUGCCGGGCUUGAGAGAAAACCUCCUGAGCUAUGGUGCCAUGGAUGGAAGACCAGGUCUCUCCAUGGUUUCACUUGUGGAACUGCAUUAGUUG